Molecule: messenger RNA, 3401 nt
Organism: Phycodurus eques (leafy seadragon)
Lineage: Eukaryota; Metazoa; Chordata; Actinopteri; Syngnathiformes; Syngnathidae
Product: guanine nucleotide-binding protein G(I)/G(S)/G(T) subunit beta-3-like
Exons: 10
Coding region: 1663-2691 (342 amino acids)
Biological process (GO): G protein-coupled receptor signaling pathway
Cellular component (GO): heterotrimeric G-protein complex; cytoplasm
Molecular function (GO): signaling receptor complex adaptor activity; protein binding
Source: RefSeq, a predicted model, not a curated record
AAAGGUCCACAUCAGGGUUGUUGGGCCUUAGUGGAGGUGAAGUGGACCCUCUUUCACACUGAGCCGGUACCAGUUGUGGAACCAAGAACAAAAACCAAAUCCAGAAACCGCUCAAUAAGUACAUGGGGCGGCAUGGAGCAGAGGGUAAGUGUACGCCCUGCAACCAGAAGGUCAUCGGUUGGGUUUGACGACCCAGCAGGAAGUCAUGUGAUCUCAUGUCACCUGCCAUGAAUUGACUUUAACGAUACCGCAUGACCAACCUCGCCAAAAACAUGGCGGCGGGCGGACAUCGCCGUGAGGUCAUAAAACCACCAUCCAAUAUCGGGAUUUCUCUAGAGCGGACCGGCGAGAUAGUUCCAUAAGCCAGUCGGGAGUAGGGAAUGAGCGAAUGUUCUGCGUUCGGAAUCAUUCACUCAUUCUCUACUCCCGAAUCACGACAUCCAGGAUUUUUAUAUAGCGGGCUAUAAAGUCAACUGUAGGGCUGAAACGAUGAAUCGAAUACUCCCCAAUUACUAUAUGGAGAUAUUUUUCUUAUAACGUGAACUAUAUUGGAAAAAAUGAAAACUGAUUUCGGAACACGACUGGUCCCCCCGUUCAAACACAGUGAUUGGCUAUGCUCCCUACAGGUCUGUGCCGUGGCCCAGACGCAUUUAUUGGGUUUGUGGCGUUCUGGUCUCUCUGCUGAGUCCUGAUCCACUUGGGCGUGACGCACGUUUAGCCCCGCCCCCCCCCCCCCUCCCUAAGUCCCUAACGAGAUUGGUCGUUCCCGGAUAUCCUAUUAGACGGCGAUUAAGCGGGCUCAGCUCGUUAGCAGUAACAAACCAACACACACUAGCUGCCAGGGAUUUGGUACCCUGUCGAAAAACCAUCCAAAUAUUUUUGAUAGGCUUUGUCUGACUGCACGAGACGACUGAUUUUAAAAAAAUAUAGGUUUGCGUAUUAGUCUCAUUGAAGACUGAAUGGUUCAUUGAUACGAAUGUGAGUGUGAACGGGUGAUUGUCUGCUGCCGACCAGUCGCAAGUGUACCCCGCCUCAAAGUCAGCUGGGAUGGACGCCGGCUCUCCCUAAUGGGGACCAAGUGGUUUUGUCUCAUUCUUCCUUUUUCCACGCAGCACGCGUGAUUCUUCUUACACUUUCCUGGCCGCUCAUCCUCUCACAUUUCACGGCCACCUGUCCCCUUUCUCCUCUUCCUCGCAUUCUGUCAUUGGACGACCUCAUAACCUGAUUCCCCCCCCCCCACCCCCGACCUGCCAAUCGGUUUACCCUCCUCGCCACACUCCCUCUAGCCUCGCUCCUUCUCUCUAUUUCCAUCUUUGAGCUUUAUCCCUUCAUCUCUGAUCUCCUUCAUCCCCUGCAAUCCUCACCGGCGAGAGGAGAGACAGGGAGGAGUUGCGCACCAAGGGGCAGUCGGCGGGGGAGCGCGUCCGAGAGCAGCGGGGCAAAAGUCGCAUCCUGGGAUUGUGGAGUGUCCACGAAAGGAACGGACGUGUGAAGGAAAGACUUAUUUUGGAAGUCUCACGCAGCACGGAAUCAGUCGGCUUCGAUGUCCACGAUCUUCCCCCGCCAACAACACGUCGUGGAUAAAUAGAUGGCUCAAAUAAGACAGACGAUUGGAGUUUCACUCAAGUUUCCCGCCACUAACGUCCCCUAGCGACUGUCGCCAUGGCAGCUGAGAAAGCUGAGAUCGAUGCAUUGAAAAAGGAGUGCGACGGGCUCCGUGCCAAGAUCGAGGCGGCGCGCAAGGCCGUCAACGACACCACCAUGGCGGCGGCGGCGGGCAGCUUGGCCUCGGUGGGUCGCGUUCAGCUGAAGCAGAGGAAGACGCUCAAAGGUCACUUGGCCAAAAUCUACGCCAUGCACUGGUCAGCCGACUCCAGGCAAAUGGUGAGCGCGUCGCAGGAUGGCAAACUCCUGGUGUGGGACACCUUCACGGGGAACAAGCUGGUGGCCGUACCGCUGAAGUCGGCCUGGGUGAUGAGCGUAGCCUUCGCGCCCUCCGACAACCUGGUGGCCAGCGGAGGUCUGGACAACAUGUGCACCGUCUACAACAUCAAGGCUGCCAGUCCCAAGACCCUGAGGGAACUGGACGCGCACACAGGUUACCUGUCCUGCUGCCGCUUCCUCAGCGACAGUGAGAUCCUCACAGCCUCCGGCGAUACAACCUGCUGCCUGUGGGACCUGGAGACGGGCAAGCAGAAGAUCGUGUUCACCAACCACAUCGGCGACUGCAUGUCUUUGGCUCUGUCCCCCGACAUGAACACGUUCAUCUCGGGGGCCUGCGACUCCCUCGCCAAGCUGUGGGACAUCCGGGAAGGCACCUGCAAGCAGACGUUCAUCGGACACACCAGUGACAUCAACGCCAUCGCUUUCUUCCAGAGCGGCAACGCCAUCAUCACAGGCUCGGACGACUGCAGCUGCAAGAUGUACGACCUGCGCGCCGACCAGGAAGUGAUCAGCUACCAGGACAGCAGCCUGAACGCCGGCGUCACGUCCCUGGCGCUCUCCAACUCAGGCCGCCUCAUCUUCGCCGGCUACGACGACUUCAACUGCCACAUUUGGGAUUCUCUCAAGGGGGAGAAAGUCGGUGUUCUGUCCGGCCACGACAACCGCGUCAGCUGCACCGGCGUUCCCGAGGACGGCAUGGGCGUCUGCACGGGAUCGUGGGACAGCUUCCUCAAACUGUGGAACUGAGCGCGUCCUGGCCAGGAACGCCGUCGGGAGAGGGAAGACAAAAACAAAACGGAAGGCUAGAUGUCGUUCUAAGGAGGUUUCAUCACGUCUGUCUCUCUCUCGUCCUUAUCCAUCUAUGCAAAAGAAAACAAAAAACCAUGUGUGGGGAAGCCAGGAAGAUGGCCACCGUGUCCCACUGUACCAGCAAUGAAGAUGUUCUUAAAAUCUAGCGCAUUACACUACACCACUAUGAGCAGAGAAAACGCACACUCUUGUACACGUUAAGAUGAUUUGACAAGUUUAAAGCAACAAUAAUCAAAUAAAUAAAUCAAACUGAAAUAAUUGCUACUGAACAAAGUGUAGGAAUGCAGAUGUGUUUUUACCGUAACGGGUCUCAUUAAUAAGACUUGCACUUGUCUGUAUAUAGUAUGUACUAGAUGCAUUUAUUUCUAUUUAAUAGUGUCAAACGUUAGCUGGGACACAAUUUUCAUUCAGUGUUUUUUUUUUCUUUUUCUGGACUGCAUGUAGAGAUCCUGGAGAUCCACCCCCCUCCUUUUAUUGUGCAGAUCCAUAUGUUGAUUUACAUGUAUGAUCUUUAAUAUAUGCAGAUGAAUGAAAGGUCAAUUCAGGCCUGCUGUGAAACACCUGUAACUGCAUUUUCUAGUACUUUUACGCAUGUGCAGUUCCUCUGUAAAAAGAAACUUUCUAAUAAAUUGAGAGUUCUGCAUUAA